UCAACAAAAGAAGAUCCUUUUUUCGUCGAUAUUUCAAGGCAGCUAAAUUCCGCCUGAAACGGGAGAAGCGGAUACGCGAACAUUGUGCAACAACAACGCUGGUGUAAUUGGAUUAUGACCGUGGUGGACCGCGCCAUCAAUGUCUGUGCUGGUUUCUUUAUGUUUGCUCAAGAUUGAACUAGUCGCCGACGGUAGUAGCAACAGGAGUCGCCACCAGUCGGUCAACAUGCUAGGCCCGGACUCGGAAUCGGCGGCAUCCGGUGGAUGCGAUGACGCAGCAGCAGCAGCAGCAGCCGCCACAGCACUUGGUGACGAUGAAGAGGCAGGUGCCGUAUCGACGGAACAUCCGAACAAUCCACGGUUGCAGCGUGAGAUGAGGGGCCAGCGGAAACCGAAAAAAAUCACCAUCGAAAGCUACCGGAAUCGGUUGCUGUCGUCCGAUGCCUCAUCGAUCGAUGAGUACCGCGGGAUCCUGCCGAAAAGUUCCCGCGAGCAGACACCCAUGGACGAGAUGCCGCCGGCGGCGGCCACCGGUAAGCAGGAGUACUCCGGAGAGAUUAACUUCUUCUCCGGUAAUCCGUUCGUCGAGGUAACGAAGGGGAUAUUGCACCUUUUCAAGCACAACGAACGGGCCGACAUAACGGCGGGUGGGGUUUCGAAGACAAUCUGCUUGAUUGCCGUACCAUCGUCGCUGAACUGUCACGACAUUCUGAACUUUAUCGCUCCGUGCCACCAGGAGAUCCAGCAUGUGCGCAUUCUGCGCGAUGGUUCACCGAACCAGUUCAUGGUGCUGCUGGAGUUCCGGUGCGUCGAGGGAGCGAUCGAGUUCUACAAAACGUUCAACGGUGCACCGUACAACAGCCUGGAGCUGGACUCGCUCUGUCACGCCGUUUGGGUGUCGAGCGUUGAGUGGGGUCUCGAUGGAAGCUGUCUGGCACCGCAGGGCCACACCGAGCUGCCCACCUGCCCGGUGUGUCUGGAGCGGAUGGACGAGAGUGUCGACGGUGUGUUGACGAUCCUGUGCAACCAUGCAUUCCAUGCCGGGUGUCUGAUCAAAUGGGGUGACUCGACCUGCCCGGUGUGCCGCUGCAUUCAGACACCGGAACUGUCCGAACCGUCGGUGUGCAUGGAGUGCGAGGGUACCGAGGCACUGUGGAUCUGUCUGAUCUGUGGACACAUCGGUUGUGGCCGGUACCAGGGCGGACACGCUGCCUCGCACUAUCGCACGACGAACCACACGUACGCCCUGCAGCUCGGUACGAACCGGGUUUGGGACUACGCGGGCGACAACUUUGUGCACCGACUGUUGCAGAGCAAAUCGGAUGGUAAGCUGGUCGCUACUCCGUCACCCGGUGGGGCCGAUGGUGAGGAAAAGAUCGAUUCGAUGCAGCUCGAGUUUACCUACCUGCUGACGUCGCAACUGGACGCACAGCGGGAUUACUACGAGGAAAGAUUGGCACGGCUCGAAUCGGCGCUCGGCAGUGAACGGCAGAAGCUCCAGGAAGACAAUGAACAGGCGAAGAAGAAAUACAUGACGCUGGAUGCAAAGCUACAAGCGUUAACGAAGGAGAAGCACAGUUUAGAGAAGAAGAUUACCCAAAUGUCGGCCAAAAUGAACAACGUGGUGAAGGAGCUAGCAGAAGAGAAACAGUUUGGCAAAACGCUGCAAUCGAACCAGAGCUCGUGGCAGGCCAAGUUCAGCGAUCUAGAGAAGAAGUGCAUCGAGAAGGAGCAAGAAAUCAUCGAUCUAAAGGAGCAGGUGCGAGAUCUGAUGUUCUACAUGGAAGCGCAGAACACGAUCGCUGGUUCGGAGAUGAAGCAGGAGCUGGUCGAUGGUACGGUCAUACUGCCCGCAGGUAGUGCGGAUAGCUCGACCCUGCUGGCCGCCGCUAGUGGAUCGCUAUCACCCGGUAGCAAUGCUGGCACUCCUGGAGGACCCAAAGGCUCCUCUGCCAAGCGUCGCCAGCGUAAAAAGUAACCGAUCUCAGCAGGCCGAUCGAUUCGGAUUGAUAUGAAUCCCUACUGCUACGCACACACAGCUUUCCUCCAGAUCACUAUACGAUAGUUCGCGAUAGACAACGGAUUUCGAUAGAACAAAUUGAAAGUUUCUGAAAUUGUGAUAACAACCGUCUCCUUGAUCGUCGUUCCGUA
Messenger RNA from Anopheles aquasalis, 2151 nucleotides. RefSeq names its product BRCA1-associated protein. Gene Ontology annotation, cellular component: cytoplasm. NCBI's taxonomy places the organism in Eukaryota, Metazoa, Arthropoda, Insecta, Diptera, Culicidae. Gene Ontology annotation, molecular function: zinc ion binding; ubiquitin protein ligase activity. Gene Ontology annotation, biological process: Ras protein signal transduction; protein ubiquitination. The record is from RefSeq and is a predicted model, not a curated record.